This is a messenger RNA of Funneliformis caledonium, 408 nucleotides long. The record is from the annotation of a GenBank genome assembly. Lineage: Eukaryota; Fungi; Glomeromycota; Glomeromycetes; Glomerales; Glomeraceae.
AUGAUUCAACUAAAAACAAUAUUAAACGUAAUCGAUAAUUCUGGUGCAAUAUUCGCAGAAUGUAUAAGAGUGGCCCACGGUGGUAGAUAUGGUCGAAUAGGCGACCCAAUAACAGUUGUAAUUAAAAAAGCAAAACCAAUUUCACAAGUAAUUUCCACAACAGCAGCAGCAAAUCCAUCUACCAAAUUACAAAUACGUAAAGGAGAAGUAAAGAAAGCUUUAAUUGUUCGAACUCGUAAGGAAACAAGAAGACCUGAUGGUAGAUAUAUCAGAUUUGAUGAUAAUGCUUGUAUCCUAUUAAAUAACCGUCAAGAACCUUUGGGUACCAGAGUUUUAGGUGUUGUAGGGGCUGAAUUGAGAGGUAAGAAAUGGGGGAAAGUCGUUAGUUUGGCACCUAGAGUUGUCUAA